AAAACAGCCACCGCCGGCCCUAAUCCUCCCCCCAAUUGAAUCCCUCCCCACCUCACCCACCCUCACUCGCUGCCUCCCAUCCGCCGCCGCCGGAGAUGUCGCGGACGCUGGUGCAGCCGGUGGGGCAGAAGCGCCUCACCAACGUGGCGGUGGUGCGGCUGCGCAAGCACGGCCAGCGCUUCGAGAUCGCCUGCUUCCCCAACAAGGUGCUCUCUUGGCGCGCCCGCGUCGAGAAGGACCUCGACGAGGUGCUCCAGUCCCACACCGUCUACUCCAACGUCUCCAAGGGCGUCCUCGCCAAAUCCAAGGACCUCAUCAAGGCCUUCGGCACCGACGACCAGACCAAAAUCUGCAUCGAGAUUCUGGAGAAAGGGGAGCUCCAGGUCUCCGGCAAGGAGAGGGAGGCGCAGCUCUCCAGCCAGUUCCGCGACAUCGCCACCAUCGUCAUGGAGAAGACCAUCAAUCCGGAGACGCGCCGGCCCUACACCAUCACCAUGAUCGAGCGCCUCAUGCACGAGAUACACUUCGCCGUCGACCCGAACCUCACCUCCAAGGAACAGGCUCUAAAAGUUAUCAAGAAACUCAUAGAGCACUUCCCCAUAAAGCGUGCACCACUGAGGGUGCGGUUCACUGCACCGAAGUCCAACUUUGCAGGCCUUAUUGAGAAGGUUGCUGAAUGGAAUGCUACUGUCAUUUCAAAGGAUGAAUCUGGCACUCAGCCAUCUAUUGUAUGUGAGAUUGAGCCAUCCAUUUUGCACUCAUGUGAGGAGCGGUUGAAGGAUGUGCAAGGGAGAGUGGAAGUGCUAUCUGUCUCAGCGCAUGCAGAAGGUGGCCCAUCUGUGGAGCAACAUGGCAUUGUUGAAGUGCCGCAAGCAGCGCCUGCGAAGGAGUCUGAUGCUGUUGCUGAGAUAAGUGAGGCAAUGCAAAAGCAGAGCAUCUCAAGUGAAAGCCAGGGCAAUGCACAAGGGAAGCAGCAGAGAAGAUGCAAGGAAUGUGACGUACUCGUGGAUGACAAGCUGUACAGAGAGCACUGCAAGAGUGGCUGGCACAAGCAUAACUACACGCGCCACAAGAACGGGCUCCCGCCUCUCAGCCAAGAGGAGUGCAUGGUGGAGAUUGAACUGGCCGACUCCAAGAAGGACCUUAAAGAUUACGAUUUCUGAUUAGGUGUGGACGCUAAUGCAGUCUGCCUAAUGCUUUGUUGGUCUCAUGUUAUCCAGGGCUAAGUAAUGGGAAGGGCGCAGGACAUGAAGGUGCUGCUGUGGUCCUUUUGUUUUUCCCUUCUUUUUCCCCCUGAGGACAGAUAUGGUCGAGUGCGGGUACUGAAUAGUGGAGCGGGUAGCCAAGUUUUACGAGAGGUAGCCAAGUUGUUGGAAUGGACUUAGUUGGAUAGUUUAGGUGCAAAAAAUAGAGUUUGUCAGUUUGUAUGUGAAGCCGAAUAAACUUUUGGUUGUAGCAAGCGUUUGGGAACGUGAAACUUUGCUUGUUGCGUUGGAAAAAGUUGAUACGACGUACCGAGAUCCUUUCUGGUU
Panicum hallii is the source of this 1532-nucleotide messenger RNA. RefSeq names its product ribosome maturation protein SBDS. The transcript has 4 exons. The record is from RefSeq and is a predicted model, not a curated record. Gene Ontology annotation, biological process: ribosome biogenesis; cytosolic ribosome assembly. NCBI's taxonomy places the organism in Eukaryota, Viridiplantae, Streptophyta, Magnoliopsida, Poales, Poaceae. The coding region runs from base 96 to 1163 and encodes 355 amino acids.